Molecule: messenger RNA, 6506 nt
Organism: Phyllopteryx taeniolatus (common seadragon)
Lineage: Eukaryota; Metazoa; Chordata; Actinopteri; Syngnathiformes; Syngnathidae
Product: transcriptional coactivator YAP1-like
Exons: 9
Coding region: 3352-4497 (381 amino acids)
Biological process (GO): positive regulation of transcription by RNA polymerase II; hippo signaling
Cellular component (GO): cytoplasm; nucleus
Molecular function (GO): transcription coactivator activity; transcription corepressor activity; protein binding
Source: RefSeq, a predicted model, not a curated record
UGAUUAGAUUUAUGAUCGGUUGGGGUUUAGGGUUAUGGUUAGAGAUCAGGUUUAGGGGUUAACCGUUAUGGGGUUGGGUAAUGGUGGGUUAUGGUUGAGGGCGUAACGAUAUGUGACUGGUCAGACCCCAAAACAGAGCGUGUUAAAGGAGUGAUACAAAGUCUAUUCUAAUAAAGUACAAAAAUGAGAAUUUUUAGUUUAGUUAAUAAAAGUGCCACAAAUUAGUAGGGGAAAAAAUACAUAAAGUAAAAAAGAAAAGAUUAUGAACAAAACACUACAUACAAGUAGAGAGAGAUAACAAUAAAUCAAAUUAAAACAAACAGCAACUAAACUAGGAAGGACACUAGGAAGGACCAGAGCAUGGAGGAAUACCAGGAAAACACUAGAACUUACUGGGAGAAACAAAGAGUGCAAAAAAAACAUCCAGCUAAGACCAGAAUGCAGCAUGACAAAGACAAAGAAACAAUUUAUGGCCUUCCUGGUAUGGCCUAGGGCAAAUGACUGGGAGCUGAUUACCAAUUGCUCCGCACAACCUUGCUUCCUGCACCGCCUUGGGGCAACAAAGAAUAAACAUAGGGAAUAGCCAAGUGACAGAAAAAUAAAAACACAACUCAGAGGGGAUCACGACAAAGGGUUUAGGAUUAUGGUUUAAGGUUAUGGUAAGGGGUAGGGUGUUCUGGGUUUGGCAUUAGGGUAAGGGUUUAGGGUUGUGGUUAGGUAUAUGAUCAGUUGGGGGUUAAGGUUCUAGUUUAGGGGUUAGGGUUCGUUUGGGUUUUGGUGGUUUAGGGUUAGUGUUAUUCAACAGUUUGUCUUACAGUUGUGGUGGAUUACAGUUAUGGGUUAGGUUGCUAGGAUUUUGGUUAGGAUUUUUUGUUUAGUGUUAUAGUGUGUUAGGAUUGACGGAAUUCCCUCGAAAGACUCUUCCACUCUGAAUCAGAGGUGCAGACAGUUUGUGCCGAUGUGCACAUUUGCCAGGAGCGAGACCUGAUCCUGCUCAUGGAAACCAGAUGUGAAAGGGAAACAUGGUGGCUUAAUUAUAACACAAAGCCCCCCAACCCCCCGACCUUCCUGCUCUCGUUUCUUUCUCUCUCGUCCCGGCGUCCACGCGUCACGUUUUCUCAUUGUGACGGAAAAGACUUCUCUUUAAGGGUCAGAAGAAUUUCUUCCGUUAACUGGGCUAUCAAAAUGGGAAGCGGGAGAACAUUCCAGAGUCCAGAUGGAGACGCUCACCUCCUUGGAAAAGAAAACAACUGAAUGAAAGAUGGGGAACACUGUGGAAUGUGCAGUGCAGUCGAAAGUGGCCACACAGCCUAAGGAGCCCCUACCAAUCCUGGGGGGCACAGGGGUACACAACCACGUGUCCUAUGUUAUAUGCUAAGUGUGGUGGAUGAACUCUGGCUGUUAGCUUAGCAUUAACACAAGGAUUGGAGGCAGUGGCAAACAUCUAGAAUAGCCUUAGCUUUGGCUAAAACUAAACUAAACCCAAUUUUUAACAUAUUUAAAUCGGCAUUUUUUUUCUAUUUUAGUCAUGUUAAAGACAUAUAGAGGUCCACUUAUCCAGUUUACGUGAGCUAUCUUUCCAGUCUUUAUUAUUAACUACACUAGUUGGCUAAAGCUAGCAGGGUAAGCUAACCCAAUUGGUGUUAUCACCUAUUAACACAUUUGAGCUCACGAUUUAUUCUUUUUAAAUUAUUAUUUUUUUUGUUCAGAUUAGUCAAUUUAGAGGUGCUUGAAUGCAGAUUUUGACUCCCUAACCGAGCUCUGUUUGCUAAACCUACUUUUAGCUAACUGACUUCUGUUUGCUAAGCUAACUGGCUAAUAUCAAGUUUUAUCAUAUUUAGAGAUUUUACAUUUAAUUUUUGCCUUCUUUUAAUGGGAAUGAGUCAUUUUAAAGGCUCACUUAGGCCAAUUUGUCCAGUUUAUGUUUAGUUUUUAUUAUUAACUGAGCUAGUUGGCUUAGCUAUCAGGCUAAACUCAGUCAAGUAGCAUUAAACUCACCUUUCAAUGCCUUCAAACUCCAGUCAUCCUAUUUAGAUUGUGUUUUUGUACAGAUAAGGCACAGUCAAUUUAGAAGUGUAUGCAAAUUUUGCUAAACCUAGCCAAGUAGCAUAAAACUCACCUUUUAAUGCCUUGAAACUCACAAUUCAUUAAUUUCCAAUUGUGUUUAUGUACAGAUUAGACAGGAAAUUAAUUUAGAGGUACACAUAUUUUGGCUCGCUAGUUUUUACCUUUCAUUUUUAGUCUUAUUUUCAUCAGAGUGAGUCUUUUUAUGGUGUAUGUAGGUCGAUUUGUAAAGUUUAUGUGAGCUGGCUUUGAGCUUUCCCGUCUUUAUUAUUAACUGGGCUAGUGGGGUUAGCUAGCACGCUAAGCUAAGUUUAAUUAAAAAAACAUCCGUCCCAAAUGAUUGAUAAGAUUUCUGGAGGAAAUAUCUCAGUACAAAUGUCCAUCCAGUUUUUUAAUCCAAUUAUCUACAUACAUAAAUAAAUUAAAACUAAUUAAAGAAUACAUUUAAUCCAAUCCAAAGAAAAAUGUCUAUAUGUAUAUUAUUGUUUGAGAUUCUUUUUUUUACAUAUUUAAUAUCUCUAGCCAGUUGGAGGAAAAUAUGCGAUGAGGAUAAAAUAAAUGAUAAAAAUGUCAGGUUUUCUUUAGUCAAUGGCGCGUAUUUUCCACUAGGGGGCGCCCACCGUCUGUCUGAUUCACCCAAACGGGGCGGAUGGUUUUGUUUUUGUACAACUUAUUCCAAAUAUUAAACAUGAAAUAAAACGCAUGAAGAUUUGACAUUGAUGUAGUUCAGCGUUUAGGAUGACGUUAGGAGGGCAUGUUGGAACACUUUCAAAGAUAUGUCUUGUCUUUUCUUGUAACUUUUCACACAUAAAUGUCCCAAACAUUUACUUGUAACGCAGUAAUUGUUGUGUCUUUUACGUGCAACUUGAACGAAAUUGUAGGUUUUUAUUUUUCGUGCGAGUGGCUGCACAAGCUAGAUGCAGCGGCGGCUUUAAAGGCUGCAACCCCGCCCAUGCGCACUAUCACAAGAACGUGGAUGUGCACACGCACACACGCACACACACACACACACGCACAGACACGCACACACACACACACACACAAAAGUUUGGGCUUCUCGCCGUGAUUUGCUCCGCGCACUUUGUUCCACUUCACACUGAGUGGAUUUCUUCCUCGAGGAGUGGUGGGAUUCGGUGGUGGUUGUUUUGUUUUUAAAAUUCCACCCUUAAGAGUGGAUCUUUGACGAAGGGAGUGGGGGAGACGGACUGUCUGCGUGAAGCUUUUUGUUGUUGUCAAUUGUGAGGCACCCCAGCCCCGUCAAAAAAAACAAAAAAAAUAGGCCCCCACAUGGACGCGCACCGCGGCGGCGGCAGCGCGCCCCCGGCCGGCCAGCAAGUGGUGCACGUCCGCGGUGACUCCCAGAGCGAACUGGAGGCCCUAUUCAGCGCCGUCAUGAACCCGACCAAGUCCGCCCAGCAGCCCGCCUCGCUGCCCAUGAGGAUGCGGAAGUUGCCCGACUCCUUCUUCAAACCGCCGGACCCCCGCACGCACUCCAGACAGGCCAGUUCGGACGGCGGCGUGUGCGCAUCCCUCACGCCUCACCACGUGCGCGCCCAUUCCUCGCCGGCCUCGCUGCCCGUCAACAUGCCCGACGCGGCGGCCGCCCCGCCCGUCAUAUCUGACGACGUGCCGCUCCCGCACGGAUGGGAGAUGGCCAAGACACCCACUGGACAACGAUACUUCCUCAACCACCUGGACAAGACCACCACUUGGCAUGACCCCCGCCUGGCGCAGCUCCAGUCGGCCGCCCUGCCGCACCCCGGCCCCUCCCCCGUCCACACCCACUCCCUCAGCAACCCGGCCACGGCCACCAAGCCGCCCGGCUGCAAUCCAGACGCAGGUGGGCUGCCUGAAGGCUGGGAGCGGGCUGCCACUGCCGAACGGGAGGUGUACUACAUCGAUCGCGUAAAUAAGAGCACCACGUGGCUCACCCGCGUCGAGGUAGCGCCGCCACAGUCCAGCCUGCUGAGCUUGGCCAUGCAGCAGCGGAAGGAGAAAGAGAGACUGCGAUGCAAGCAGCACAUGCAGCUCAAGACACAGGAAACAACCAGAGGAGGGAGAAACCAGAUAUCUGCUGCAUUGGAUCAUGAUAGGAACACACUUGCCCAGUCUGUGGAUGUCAGGAUCCGAGCUCCCACCCAUGAAUCAACGCUCAACGGCGGAGCUCACUCCCGCAACGAGAGUACCGAUAGCGGCCUGAGCGUCAGCAGCCUGCCACGCUCGUCUGACCUGACGCUCGCCUCUGUGGACCACAUGGAGACUGGGGAGUGCGGCGAGUCGUCGACUUUACAGGACUCGUUGCCCGCGAUGAGCGAGGGCGAGGAGUUGAUGCCCUGCAUUCCGGAGGGUCUGAGUUCCGACCUCCUGAUGGACAUGGAGACGGUCCUGUCCGGCUCGCACAUGGACAGGGACAGCCUGCUCACCUGGCUAUAGAGACGCCAUUUUGUGUCAGCCUUAAGAACACUUGGUGUGGAUUGUUGACACUAACAUGAGAGGGACUUCAUCUCCCCACACGUGAUGGAAGUCCAAAGCUACCCUCCUUCGCCCCCUUCAAAUAACCUCACCUCAGGUGAUAAAAUGCUGGAAUUCUUCCUUUUGGGCGGCUUCUGACAGAAUCCACAUGGUAAAGACACUUAUCUAAGGACACAUUAGGCUAUUUGAACCGGGUUUGAGCCCACUUCAAAGUCAGUUCUUCAUGAUUAAGCCACCUUGCACAUUAGAAAUCAACAGAACAACAACAAAUAAUUCACAAGGUCAAAAACGUCCACAGCACUCUCAACCACGCACGGACACGUGUGCUACGCGUGUCAUAAUUAAUGCAAUGCCCAUCUUGUACAACAGAAAUAAACAUGAUGACUCAAAAUAAUCACUGUAGUUAAAAAAAAAAAAAAAAAGAAAAACAAGUCCAUAGCGCACAAGCACAUAGAGGUCUUAUAACAAAUAUGAUGGCUUCUCUGGCCAGUUAUUGAUAACCACCACUAUGCACAAUAUAAACCAACAAAAUGACUUGAUAGAAUCCACAAAAUCAAAAAAUCCAGUGAACUCCUUGGUUAUGCACGGGCACGUGCGCAACGUCAAUUUACAAUCAUAUAAUGAAUGCGAUCAACACCUUGAAGAAUACAAAUAAACAAAGCAACUCAAAAUAAUCCAUAGAGUAAAGAAAGUCCACAGCACAUGCAUGCAUGUGCAAAGUAUUUGCCAUAUAGUUAAUGUAAUGCCUCCUCUUUCUUGCCAGUUGUACAUGAUAACCGCCACUUUGCACAACAGAAAUAAACACAACACCUAAAAUAUUCCAGAAAGUACAAAAAAAAUAAAAAAAAUCUACAGCACACAGGUGCUCCAAAUGCAUGUCAUGUGAUUUAUAUAUGAUGGCUCCUCUCACCAAUCAUGACAAUCGCCACUGUGCACAAAAGAAAUAAGCAUAACUAGAAAUAAUCCACAAAGUACAAAACAAAACCUCCACGGCACACGUGUAAUGUAUUUGUCAUAUAGUUCAUGCAAUGGCUCAACCACAUUGAACAACUACAAAUAAUCCACAAAAUCAAAAAAGUCCAUGCCAUGCACAGGCAAGAAUUAUUACUAACUGCCGCCGUGUAAAAUAGAAAUGAACAGAACAUCUAGAAAUAAUCCACAUAAUAAAUGCUCAGUCAGUGUUAUGUAAUGCAAUGGCUCCUCUCGCCAGUUAUUCAUUAUAACAACCACAUUGCACAGUAGAAAUAAAACUAAAAGUAUGCCACAAAGUCAACAGAGUCCAUGCCAUGCGUUUGAAUCAUAACUGCCACUUUGCACAAUACAAAUGAAAAGAAAUCUUAAAAAUAAUCCAUAGCCAAAAAAUAUCUCCAAAUGAAGGGAAGGUGUUAAAGCUUUAAUCAAGUGAAGUAAUUAUAUGCAUUUGACGUAAAAUAUGUUGUUUAUUGUGGUUUCUCGUACCAAUGGCCAUUCCUCAUAUUUUGCUCGUCCGAUUGAGCAACUCCAGCGGGUCGAAAUAUUAGGUACGGCAGUGGAAAUCAAUUCACUGAGUGAAGUACUGACAGCUGUUCCUAAUAUUGUGGUUUAGGCUUUUAGUGUGAGGUGGCCAUUUUAAAGCUGUUCUUACUGUUAAAGGUGCAGUUCAGCUUUUUAUCUUGGCAAUAAACAAUAAAUGAAGACUUUUAAAGGCCGCUUAAAGGAGCAACGUACUAAUUGUAGAUGCUGCGGGGUGUUUAUGAUUUUAUGUGUAUCGCUCAUACCCCCUCAGUGCAACACACUAGCUUAUUUAUCUGAGGAUGAUGCAUGACACUCCCUGUAUGGUAUAUAAAUAUAUGUAACAAUGCAUUGUAUGAUUACCAUCUAUUUAGAGUUUUGUACCUUUUUUUUUUAAAUGCAUGUGCUUUAUAUCAUUUAUUCUCACUAAUCUUUUGAAAUGCAUAAUAAACAUUUAAUAAAUACAAACCAUGGAAGUC